AUGCUUCAAAGUAAUGCCAAGAAGUGUGCCAGUGGUAAAGAUACUGACUCAGUGAAGACAGAGGAGAGUAAAAGCGAGACUAACGCAUCAGUGACAAAAGUGGAUAAAGCGCAAGAUGAAGAGAGAAAACUUUUCGUUGGGAUGCUGAGCAAACAACAGAAUGAGGAGGAUGUGAGGCGCAUUUUCGAACCCUUUGGAACGAUUGAGGAGUGCACGAUUUUGAGAGAUCAAGCAGGCAACAGUAAAGGCGAGUUAAAUUUCUCCCCAUUUCUGAUUGGUCGACCCGUGGCUUUUAUUCCUUUCCAGUAUUGA
This is a messenger RNA of Hydatigera taeniaeformis, 312 nucleotides long. The record is from the annotation of a GenBank genome assembly. NCBI's taxonomy places the organism in Eukaryota, Metazoa, Platyhelminthes, Cestoda, Cyclophyllidea, Taeniidae.